AAAUUUCCACUCCUAGAUCUUUUGGUGAUGUUAAAAAGAAUGGCAGUAAUAGUAGUAGUAAUGGCAGCGAGGCAUCAUAUAUUGAAGAUACUGGAGGUUAUUUUUCAGGAAAUCUAGAGAUGUAUUCAUCAUCAUCUCCAGUUAUCACUCCAAUUACCCCAAUGACACCAAUUAUACCGGAUAAAUCAUCGUCUUCAUCUUCAUCUUCAGUAGCAGCAGCAACAAGUUUACAACAAUUUAUGGAAAAAGUAAAACAAUAUGGUCAGAUAGCGCCAUUUACAUUAUUUCAAGAUAGUAAAGAACUAAGAGAAAAUGAAGAUGUUAAUAGAACAUUUAGAGAAUAUAGCAACGAAAAAUAA
Molecule: messenger RNA, 359 nt
Organism: Entrophospora sp. SA101
Lineage: Eukaryota; Fungi; Glomeromycota; Glomeromycetes; Entrophosporales; Entrophosporaceae
Source: the annotation of a GenBank genome assembly